Nerophis ophidion (straightnose pipefish) is the source of this 1175-nucleotide messenger RNA. It is a transcript of the gene vcpkmt, whose product is annotated as valosin containing protein lysine (K) methyltransferase. The record is from RefSeq and is a predicted model, not a curated record. NCBI's taxonomy places the organism in Eukaryota, Metazoa, Chordata, Actinopteri, Syngnathiformes, Syngnathidae. Gene Ontology annotation, cellular component: cytoplasm; cytosol. The transcript is spliced from 5 exons. Gene Ontology annotation, molecular function: protein-lysine N-methyltransferase activity. Gene Ontology annotation, biological process: peptidyl-lysine methylation. The coding region runs from base 44 to 718 and encodes 224 amino acids.
AAUACCAAACACCAACUUCCGAUUUCUCGCCGGCUGGACUAACAUGGCGGCGUAUAGCGACCACAACAACUAUUUUGUGAGAGAAAUUGAGAAACACGACGGCUCCGUCUUGAAGGUUAAUCAGUGUCAUAUGGGAGACGUUGGUUGCGUGGUUUGGGAUGCCGCCAUUGUUCUUGCUAAGUAUUUAGAGACGAAACUAUUUCACGAUCCAUCUUUAGGAGUUAACUUGUGGGCUGGUCGUAGAGUGGUAGAGUUAGGGGCAGGCACUGGGGUGGUGGGAUUGAUGGCAGCAACGCUCGGCGCUCAUGUUAGUGUGACAGAUCUGGAGGAUCUACAGAGCCUCCUGAAUAUCAACAUCCAAGACAACCACACACUCAUCCAUAAUGGAUCCAUCACUGCCAAGGUACUAAAAUGGGGUGAAGAUGUAUCUGAUUUCCUGCCAUUCCCUGACUAUGUCCUUCUGGCAGAUUGCAUUUAUUACGAGCAGUCGAUUGCUCCAUUGACAGAGACCUUGAAACAGCUUGCUGGACCAGAGACCUGCAUCAUCUGUUGCUACGAGCAACGCACUGAGGGCAUCAACCCAAAAGUGGAAAGGCAGUUUUUUGAGUUGCUGCAACAAAGUUUCCAUUGGGAAGAAAUCCCUUUGAGCAAACAAGACCAAGAGUUUAGUAGUCCAGACAUCCACAUUCUGCACAUCCAAAAAAAUCAAAGAUUGUAAGAUGACAUUUGUGUAUGAAUGGAAAAAUCAAGUAGAUUUCAGUAAAUAGGUAAUUAUUUGGGGGCUGUGUUUAACAUAUUUUUUAAUUAUCUGCAAGAUAAUAAUAAUAAAUAAGUGGGUAUAGGUUGAUUGGCAACACUAAAAAUUGUCCCUACUGUGUGAAUGUGAGUGUGAAUACUGUUCGUCUAUCUGUGUUGGCCCUGUGAUGAGGUGGCGACUUGUCCAGGGUGUACACCGCCUUCCGCCGGAAUGCAGCUGAGAUAGGCUCCAGCAACCCCCGCGACCUCGAAACGGACAAACGGUAAAAAAUGGAUGGAUGGAAGUCGAGAGUGAUUUCCAUUACAGUCAAAGCAUUGCCUAGUUUGAACACAUGGGGGUGCUAAAGGCCACACAUACAAAGUGGUAUGUUUUAAUUAUUUGAAUGCUUGCAUUAAAUUACUAUUUUAUAAGUCAGAAA